Leptinotarsa decemlineata (Colorado potato beetle) is the source of this 1489-nucleotide messenger RNA. RefSeq names its product luciferin sulfotransferase. NCBI's taxonomy places the organism in Eukaryota, Metazoa, Arthropoda, Insecta, Coleoptera, Chrysomelidae. The record is from RefSeq and is a predicted model, not a curated record. Gene Ontology annotation, molecular function: sulfotransferase activity.
AAUGUCGACGGUAUUUUACGAUUACACGGACCUAUUCAAGGAUCUAUUUACGAACUCUGUGGAGUAUGUCAACAAUUUACCAUCGCCGAGGUUUAUAAAAACCCAUCUUCCGUAUCAGCUUUUGCCGACUGAAAUGCAGAAGGUCAAGCCCAAGAUGAUCUACAUCAUGCGGAACCCCAAAGACCUCUGCGUGUCCUUCUUCCACCACUGCAAACUCCUGUACAACUUCAACGUCGAGUUCGAAACGUUCUGCGAGCUCUUCCUGAACAACGCAGUGGCGUACGGGGGCAUAUUCAACCACUAUUUCGAGUUUUGGAACAGACGCGACCAGGACAACUUGCUCGUACUGAAAUACGAAGAGAUGAAAGAAGACACCAAAGGAUCUGUCAAAAAAAUCGCCGAUUUCUUGGGGAAACCCCUGACCGACGAGGAAGCCGAAUCCGUGGUAGACUUUCUGAGUUUUCAGAGAAUGAGAGUGAAUAGUUCCUGCAACGCUGAGGCCCUUGUGGAGAACAUACAGGGAAAGGGCUACUUCGAGAAAGCUGGGGUUCACUUUAUAAGGAAGGGGGAGGUGGGGGACUGGAAAAAUCAUAUGUCGGACGACAUGGCCAGGAGAUUCGAUGUGUGGAUCGAGGAAAAUACAAAAGGGACUGAUUUGUGCUUCGAUACAACAGAGAGCAACUCGAAAAAUAUUCAGGAAGAGUAGGUUUCAACUAUAUUUUGUGAUGCCACUUCAUAUAGGAUUGGUGGUGGAAUUUCCAAGCAGAUUUUCUUGAUAUCUUAUAACUUUAUAACGAUAAAAAAAUUAUAAAAUCCAUAUUGUUAGUCAGUUCUACAAGGAAAUGGUUGGUUCAUUCAUUUGCAUUUGAAGGAAAAUAAAAAAAAUACUGUGGCGUCACUAUCAUAAGAGUCAACCCCUUUGUAAACUACGUUCCAAAAUGUGGAAAGUACAUGAAUGAAUAUACGACAUGACUAGUCAAUUAGUACUAACUACUCAAUCAAAUAUCUCUUCGGAAAAUUCCAGAGCUGAAGUCAUCCUUCCGUUUUUUAAAAUGCUUCUUGAUGUCGGAACAAACGUUCAAAAAUAAAUUCGCACUGUGGCAAACAGUCAGAAUAACAAAAAUAAAGGAAGAAGAAUGCUGGCUGAAUACGCCUGAAUGGAAGCCAAAGCCAGAAACAUAGAGAAAGGAAGAAGAAGAAAAUUCAAUUAUGCAAUGUGAAUGGGUUUCACUGUGUUGCCAAGUUCACAUCAAAUGUUAGUGACGUCAUGAUCAUUGUUUUUAGUCUAUUUUGAAAAAACUACUGGCAAAAAAAUUGAAAAAUAUAUUUCGGGGUGCUAUUAUUCUUCUACUGUUAUUAAUUUCUUGUUACCAUAGUGACUGAUAUAACUUUGCAAAACUUGAGACUGAACUGGUUCAAAUAACUUGUUAGUCAUUGGGCUCAACGUUAUAUGUAAUAUAAAUUGUUUUGAAUAAAUAUCUGAAGAUGA